Closterium sp. Naga37s-1 is the source of this 990-nucleotide messenger RNA. NCBI's taxonomy places the organism in Eukaryota, Viridiplantae, Streptophyta, Zygnematophyceae, Desmidiales, Closteriaceae. The record is from the annotation of a GenBank genome assembly.
AUGGUGAUCGAAGGCUGGCUUGAGCCAGAGCGCGUUGUCGUUGCGUCUGCUGGUUCCGGUAGGUCGCCGGCAGUGUCUGGCUCGGUGACUGUCUCGAAGAAGCCGCCACUGCCGUCUGCACCGAAACCGCCUCCCUCCGUGCUGGAGCCCCCGAGUCCGCCGACGCCGGCUCCACCUGCCACAGAGCCUCAUCCUCCCGCUGCGGCUGCUCCUCACGCGCGCGCUCCUGCGGGGCCUGUUCCCGUUGCCCCUGUUGCUCCUGUUGCUCCCGUUGAGUCUCCAGUUCCCGUUGUCGUCGUUGAUGCCCCCCCGGGCGCCCCGAUCCUCGAUGCGCCGCAUGUCUCUGUCACCCUGCCUGCCCCGGUUGCUGCUGUUGGUUUGUCACCACACGCGGUGUCCGCCACCACUGGCGGCCCGGGGCCGGGGGAGGUGGGGGGGGGCGUUGCGCUGUCGGCUCCCGUCCUACCGACUGCGGCGACAUCGGUGCCGCUCCCGGACGUCCAGGCGGUUCCUGAUCCCGCGCCGCUCGCCGCUGCUCCCUUGGCUCAGCCUCCCUCUGCAUCUGCCGCUGCUCAUGGGAACCGGAUGCGCCUGCCGUGGGUUCCUCCUGUGGCGGGUAUGGAGUUCGUGACCACGGCUGGAGGACUGGUGACGGCGCAGUAUCCCUCUCUACUGCCUGUUGCUCCUGCUCCUCCGGCUGUGUAUGGUCACGCGGCUCUCUCCCAGGGUGUUCAUCUGGACCCUGGCCCCCGGGACGAGUGCCUGGAUGCCGCGGAUCGGCUGGCCGAGCUCAUGGCGCCCGUGUUGGCUGCGCCCGCGCGGGGUGGAGUUGCGGGCGUUGGACAGCUGGGGACGGCGGUCCGUGGUUUGCGCCGGUUUCUGCGCGCGGGCUCUGCCGUCGACUUGAUCGGCGCAACGACAGUGGUGGUGCGCGAGCUUCAUCGGUCUCUGACGGGUCUUCUUGCUGUCCUUGACGCGGAUCAGAUGUAG